UAAAGUUGGGUAUUGGGUUAGUUGAGAACUUAAUAAACAUUCCGUAAACCGAGUCAACUGCGAUUUUGUAAAACCCGAAAGCAUUUAUUAGACGAAAAUGUCUCACAUUACGUCUGGUAUUUCAGCAAAUGAUAGCAUUCCGUGCGACAGCACUCAAAACAGCUUUAUUUCAUCGAGCCUGAGCCAAAGCAGCGUGAUUCUGGAGCAGCUGCGUGUUGUGGAGGAUGUACGAGAUACCAGACCAGAUUAUUCAAAGAGUUCAGUGCUGAUUUGUGCUAAAUGCAACCUGGUGCUGGCUGAUUCACUAGGAGUUUGUGGAGAGGUUAAAUAUCUCAAAUCGAUCAUCUGUCUCAAAAUCACCAAGGAUUUGACAGUCAGAGGAAGACUUCAGGUGUGUAAGGAUAGUCCUCUGGCAUUUUGCACUUACAAGGUCCUGGAGUGCAGCGGCUGUCGUCGUUUUGUCGGUGUGGUCCUUCACGCCACUCCACAGCAAUGGUCCUCUUUAAGAAACCUGUUCCUCUUACGGAAAGACACUCUCAACUGCUACAAGCUAAAAAGCGGUACAGUAGUAAAAGCCACCAAAAUGAGCUUUGAAAACAGACUUCUGGGACAAAGCCUCAUUGAGAUUAAACAGCAUCUGGAAAGUUAUCUGAAGCAGAUGAAGAUUAUGAAGAACGUUUUAGAUGAGAGCAGAAUUGGACAGAGUGGCAUUCCAUUCUCUUCCGUUACCACUGAAUAAUGUCUGAUUCCAGUGGGUCUUUUGGUUUCUAGACUUGGUUUUGUGAAUUUUGCUGUGUACAUAGUUGUAUAGAGCAGUCGUUGCUCAGCAGUUAAAUGCAGGACUUAUCAGAAGGUUGCUGGUUCAAGGCCUACAUCUGCCAGGUUGCCACUGUUGAGCCCUUAACUCUUAAUUGCUUGGAUUGUAUACAUUCAGAGUGUUAAGUUGCUUCGUACAAAAGCAUCUGUUAAAUGCCAUAAAUGUAUAAUGUAUGGUUUACUUGUUGUGGUUGGGUUGGUUUCUUCAGGAGUGUUGUUUGUGUGUAAAAUUAAAGUAUUUAAAUUGUUUCGAUUUA
Molecule: messenger RNA, 1073 nt
Organism: Trichomycterus rosablanca
Lineage: Eukaryota; Metazoa; Chordata; Actinopteri; Siluriformes; Trichomycteridae
Product: protein Mis18-beta-like
Exons: 5
Coding region: 98-739 (213 amino acids)
Biological process (GO): chromosome segregation; CENP-A containing chromatin assembly
Cellular component (GO): nucleus; chromatin; chromosome, centromeric region
Source: RefSeq, a predicted model, not a curated record